Solanum dulcamara is the source of this 1148-nucleotide messenger RNA. Its product is annotated as peroxidase 27-like. Gene Ontology annotation, molecular function: peroxidase activity; heme binding. The record is from RefSeq and is a predicted model, not a curated record. Lineage: Eukaryota; Viridiplantae; Streptophyta; Magnoliopsida; Solanales; Solanaceae. Gene Ontology annotation, biological process: response to oxidative stress; hydrogen peroxide catabolic process. The transcript is spliced from 4 exons. Gene Ontology annotation, cellular component: plant-type cell wall; plasmodesma. Bases 67 to 1041 code for a protein of 324 amino acids.
CAAGUUAAGAAAGCUUAAUUAAUUUCUUCAUCUUUUUGCCAGCCCCCUUUUUUUUUAUAAAAAAAAAUGGCUACUCUAAAGUUUCUUUCUAUUUUCAUAAUUUAUUUUGCAAUUUCAUUGGGAUUUGUUAAUUCACAAGGCUUUGAAGUAGGGUACUACAAGAAAACAUGUCCAAAUAUUGAAGAAAUUGUGAAAAAGGCUGUUGUUGAAUAUGUUUCUCUUGAUCCAACUCUGGCUGCUCCUUUGUUGAGAAUGCACUUUCAUGAUUGUUUUGUUAGGGGAUGUGAUGGUUCAGUGUUACUUAAUUCUACUAAAAGUAAUCAAGCUGAGAAAGAUGCAAUUGCUAACCUAAGUCUAAGAGGAUUCCAAGUGAUUGAUGCUGCUAAAUCUGCUUUAGAAAAACAGUGCCCUGGUGUUGUGUCCUGUGCUGAUAUUUUAGCCUUAGUAGCUCGUGAUGCUGUUUCACUGAUUAAUGGACCAACAUGGCAAGUACAACUGGGAAGAAGAGAUGGGAGAGUUUCAAUUCUGUCAGAAGCCACAACAAAAUUGCCUACUCCUUUUGAUAAUUUCACUACUCUAAAAACAACAUUUGGUGCAUUGGGCCUAAAUGUCAAAGACCUUGUUGUUUUUUCAGGUGGACACACAAUUGGUGUAUCACAUUGCUUUUCGUUUGGUAGCCGUAUAUACAAUUUUACUGGCAGAGGUGAUACGGACCCAAACAUGGACCAAAAAUAUAUAGCCCAAUUGAAGACCAAAUGUAAGCCCAAUGAUGUGACCACCACAGUUGAAAUGGACCCUGGAAGUUUCAAAACAUUUGACACUGAUUAUUAUACUUUGGUUAGCAAAAGAAGAGGCCUUUUUGUAUCUGAUGCAACACUUCUUACAAAUACUCAAACAAGAACUUAUGUUUUGACACAAUUAAGUUCUAGUGGAUCAACUUUUUUUAAGGAUUUUGGGGUGUCAAUGGUGAAUAUGGGAAAAAUUGGAGUCCUUACUGGUAAAUCGGGCGAAAUUAGAAAAAAAUGUGCUUUUAUAAACUAAGAGGAAUAAUUUUGUGAAGUUAUUUUUCUUGCAAGAUUUCAGUCAUUUUUGUAUCGAUUUUUUUCUGUUCUUCUUUCGGAUUUUAAUUAGUUCGUGAAAAAUGUAUC